This is a messenger RNA of Protobothrops mucrosquamatus (brown spotted pit viper), 501 nucleotides long. RefSeq names its product N-terminal EF-hand calcium-binding protein 3-like. Gene Ontology annotation, molecular function: calcium ion binding. The record is from RefSeq and is a predicted model, not a curated record. Gene Ontology annotation, cellular component: Golgi cis cisterna; endoplasmic reticulum; cytoplasm. The annotation marks the transcript as partial. Lineage: Eukaryota; Metazoa; Chordata; Lepidosauria; Squamata; Viperidae. The transcript has 6 exons. Gene Ontology annotation, biological process: regulation of amyloid precursor protein biosynthetic process.
AUGGACAGGCAGGUACUAGCCAAUCAACCAGACAUUGUGGAAAUAGACAAGGACCAGAAAACAGCAGUGAUGAUAGAUGUAGCAAUGCCAAGGGACAGCAAUAUCGGGAACAAGUAUGAGAAGCUGGAGAAAUACCAGGGGCUGAAGGAGGGACCAGACAGAAUGUGGAAAAUUUUUCGAAGAGCUGACAAGAAUGAUGACGGGAAGCUGUCAUUUGAAGAGUUUAAGAAUUGUUGUGCUGAUGGCAUCCUCAGCUCUGAGGAACUGUGGAAACUGUUCAGUGAUAUUGACAGGCAUCAUUCAGGCAAUUUAGAGACGGAGAAGUUGUGUGAUUAUUUCUCAGAACAUCUUGGAGAAUACAGACAUGUUUUAUCUGCUCUGGAGCAACUCAACACGGCUGUCUUAUCAGCUAUGGAUAAAACCAAAUUGUGCAUCAGUGACCACAAUGAGUGUUAUGUCAUGUUAUCAUUAACUGUCAACAAAAUACAAGAGUCUAUGCAU